AUGGACGAUGGUUCGAUGGAGAAGACAGAACAGAGAAAUCAGAAGAACACUGAAGUGCUGAAAAUACCUGAUAGAGUGAUCAUGGAUAAAGGAAGUGAAAAAAUGUUAAUGAAUAUGGUUGCUCAAGAUCUAAGUAUUGCUGAUAUGGAUUUAAAUGUUGAGUCAUCCAUUAAUACUUCACAGCUUAAUACUGAUACUAUUGUGGCCAAGACAGAAGAUUACUACCUUCGUUCUCCAAUCAAGAACAUUGAUGAUAUUCCAGAUUAUAACGAGGAAAUAGGUUUGCCCAUCAUUGCUACUGUCAUCAGUUUUGAUUUAGACGAAGGCUGGUAUUCAUUUUAUUGUCGUGACUGUUCAAAAAAAGUAAGUAAGAAUGAUGAUGAUAGUAAUGUUGAACCAUUUAAUUUUGAUGGUUGCGGUGGAGUUUCUGAUGUUUACGGCAAGGUGAGGGUCAUAAUUCGUGUUCAAGAUGAAACUGGUUCUGCAUCUUUUGUAUUGUUUGACCGUCAUGUUAAAGAUGUUAUUCACAGCGAUUGUGGGAUCGAAAACGACAAAUUGACAGAUCAGUCCAGAACUGAAUCGAUCAUUGAAGAUAGGCGGAGAUGCGAAUCGAUCGUCAGAAAUGAGGCAGAGAUCGAUCGUCGGUUUAUCGUUGUUGUUAUCCUAGGAUUUAUUGCUACAAUUUUCAGUUGGUGA
Molecule: messenger RNA, 696 nt
Organism: Lactuca virosa
Lineage: Eukaryota; Viridiplantae; Streptophyta; Magnoliopsida; Asterales; Asteraceae
Source: the annotation of a GenBank genome assembly